Messenger RNA from Tuber aestivum (summer truffle), 129 nucleotides. NCBI's taxonomy places the organism in Eukaryota, Fungi, Ascomycota, Pezizomycetes, Pezizales, Tuberaceae. The record is from the annotation of a GenBank genome assembly.
UUUACUUUAUCCAUUACACAUGACUUCAACAGAGGUUGCAAAACACAAUUCAUCGUCGCCAGUUGUCUAUACAUUGUCUGUCAUCACAAAAAGAGUUUCCACAUGCUCAUCGACUUCACAGGAAUACUA